CUUUUAGGUAAUUAAAGAAACAAUAUAAAUAAUGAUAAAAAUAAUUCCCGACAGCUCAUGCGAGCGUUGCAAAAAUCUACGUACGCCAAGAGUCCGGUCGAAUCUGUCAAGCGGUCCUUUUCUUACAGAACAUUCUAUCAGGGAACAAGAAUCAAGCAAAGAACUGGAAGAACCGAAGGAGGAGAACAGUGAGCAAGUUGAUGAUGUUGAUCGGAUAUUAGAUAAUUUGCACGGAGUGUGUCCAACUUGCGACAAGCGCUUCUCGAAUAACGCGUUUUUGGAGAAGCACGUAGAGAAAGUCCAUAAGCGUCCUUACAAGUGCAAUCUCUGCUCCAAGUCGUACAAAACGCCGUACCAUUUGAAGGUGCACAAAAAGACGCACACCGAGGUCCAUGAGUGUGUCACCUGCGGAUUAAAAUUCCGAAGGCGUUUGGGUCUGCAACGGCAUCAGAUCCGCUCGCAUAGUACAGCGGAGAAGAAGUACAUCUGUGAUUACUGCGGCAAACAGACCAGACUCAAGUCCGACAUCCUCAUGCACAUCAGUAACGCGCACUCGACCAACCGGGAUAUCUGUGACGUCUGCGGCCGAGUGGUGAAGUACCUCAAGUGCCAUAUGAGAAAGCAUCUGCAGAAGCACGAUCCGAACAAGUUCGCCUGUCACCUCUGUCGUAAGCAGCUCACGAGUCAGUCCAAGCUGGACAAUCAUCUGUUGAUGCACAAGGAAGUCUUCGAGUGCCAAAAUUGUGGUGAACAGUGUAAAGGAUUUAUGGAGAUGUCGCGUCACAAGCGACUGCAUCGUAACAAUAUGGAAAAGUGCAAGAUCUGCGACAAGACGUUUGCCAAAAUGACCUUGCGCACGCACAUAUUAAGCCACGCCGGGCUGCGUCCUUACAAGUGCGACAUUUGCGACGCAGAUUUCACGCAGCGAUCUAGUCUCAUGAGACAUCGAAAGGGCCACCCCGGGCCCCUGCCACCGUUGGCGUCCGUCUCGAUAAGACAGCUUGUGCAGAACGUUUUGCAGAAUCUUUCGUAACUCAGAAUGACAGCGUGAACGAUCUUUCCCUCGUCUGAUGACUUUCAGUCCCGUCGUACUGUGUCGUUGUUAGACGGUGGUAUACAGAGACGCGGAUAAUACGUCUCGUGUUGAUGUUACAGUACGUACGGCAAGUUAAUAAUAUGUUUAAUGUGUUAAAUUGAUCCGGAAAGUUCUGUCUUAUCAAGUCAGAUUAUAAAUUACGAUAUUAUAUUUGUGCAGAUCACUGCGUGAAUAUGAUCGGAAAAAUACGACGAGAAGCGUCAUGAAACAUUUUCGCCAUAAAAAUGUUCUUUGCCUCAUGAUAAUGAUGUUCAAAUAAUGUAAUAAGUUAUCACACACGAGUGAACGUGUACUCAGUAGUGAUAUACUCGACUGUUGCUUUCGUCGCAAAAGUAAAUAAAGAUUUCAUACGACGUUUUAUACUCCAGUUGCAAA
Messenger RNA from Harpegnathos saltator (Jerdon's jumping ant), 1471 nucleotides. Its product is annotated as zinc finger protein 317. The record is from RefSeq and is a predicted model, not a curated record. The coding region runs from base 32 to 1033 and encodes 333 amino acids. The transcript has a single exon. Lineage: Eukaryota; Metazoa; Arthropoda; Insecta; Hymenoptera; Formicidae.